This is a messenger RNA of Lindgomyces ingoldianus, 1745 nucleotides long. Its product is annotated as cytochrome P450. The transcript is spliced from 6 exons. NCBI's taxonomy places the organism in Eukaryota, Fungi, Ascomycota, Dothideomycetes, Pleosporales, Lindgomycetaceae. The coding region runs from base 87 to 1634 and encodes 515 amino acids. Gene Ontology annotation, molecular function: heme binding; oxidoreductase activity, acting on paired donors, with incorporation or reduction of molecular oxygen; iron ion binding. The record is from RefSeq and is a predicted model, not a curated record.
CAGGUUUCAAGACAAAGCCCACUGUCCCGUCCCCCUAAAACCACCCUUUUGCUUGGACCCCAGUCCAUCGACACUCUUUGCGAGCCAUGGAUUUGGGUCCGUUCAAGCUGCUGUUAGAGUUCUUACCAACGAUCCCAGAGCUUGCUGUCAUUGCAGUCGCCUCGUAUGCGGCUUAUGUGCUGCUGCUGACAAUAUAUCGCCUGUUCUUGCACCCACUCGCUAAAUUCCCCGGCCCCAAGCUCGCCGCGGUGACAUCCUGGUAUGAGGCAUACUACGAGAUUAUUCUCCAGGGACAGUACUCUCGUAAAAUCAGCGAGUUGCAUGCCAUCUACGGUCCGGUCAUCAGGGUUACACCACAUGAAAUCCACAUCCGAGACAGCAGAUUUUAUGAUGAAGUCUACUCUAAGAAUCUGCAAGUCGACAAGCAUGGUUGGGACACACGAUUUGGUACUGAAAACGGCGUUCUCACGACCGUGGACGCUGCGCUUCACAAACGGCGCCGCGCUGCUUUGAGCCCGAUGUUUUCGAGACGAUCGAUUAUCAGCUUCAUUCACAUUAUCCACCGACAUAUCAACACGCUGUCCUCCCGAAUGAAGGAAUUCGAAUCUAGGAAAGAGCCUAUGAACCUCACGCAUGCAUUUCCAGCGCUGACAGGAGAUAUCAUUAUGGAUUACUUCUUCGGCUUCAAUUAUGGACAGCUCAAAGAUCCGGAGUUUGAUUCGUUCCAUGAUGCUUUUAUGAAGAUUGCGGGCACAGGACAUUUGGCAACGCAGUUUCCGUGGAUUUUGCCUGUCAUGAACUCAAUGCCAGAUUUUCUCACGGAAUGGCUUCAACCCGCCGCAAAACCGCUCCUAAAAUUCAAACGAGACCAAUGGGACCUCAUCGGCAAGACCCUACGCGGAGAUUCGAUAAAAUGCAACGACGCCCCCAAAACCAUCUUCCAAGAAAUCCUUUCUUCCCGCUUCCUCCCCCCCUGCGACAAAACCCAACAACGCCUCGCAGACGAAGCACAAAUUGUCGUCGGCGGCGGCGUAGAAACCACCGCUUUCGCCCUCAACGUCGCAGCCUUCCACAUAAUCAACACACCCCACAUCUACGCUCGCUUGCACUCCGACCUCGUUACCGCAUUUCCGAAUGGCGCAGCUCUAGAACUUGUCAAACUCGAACAGAUGCCAUAUCUGAAAGCGAUUAUCAUGGAAGCUGUGCGUUUGACGUAUGGGCUUAGUGCGAGGAACCCGAGAACGCAUAAUAAACCGCUGAGAUAUAAGCAGUGGGUUAUUCCCGCAGGGACCUCGGUGUCAAUGACAAUUCCAGAAGUCAGUCACGAUGAGGAGAUUUUUCCGGAGAGUCAUAGUUUUAUGCCCGAGAGGUGGUUGGGGGAACCAAAGACGAGUGAUGGGGUGCCAUUGGAGAGGUUCAUGGUUAGUUUUGGGAGGGGGACGAGGAGUUGUUUGGGGAUGAAUCUAGCAUGGACGGAACUCUACUUGACCCUUGGCACAAUGUUCCGGCGCUACAAAUUUGACAUUUUCCAAGGUGACGUCACAGACGUGCAAAUGGGCCACGAUUUCUUCAUCCCGGUCACGCGACUCGAUUCCAAGGGCGUGCGGGUCUUUGUUAGUUCAACUUCAGAUUAACUUCAGAUUAGCUUUAACAAUUCAUAUGAAUGAGCGCGUGGGCUAGGGCUAGGGAUAUAUGUAUAUACUAAUAUUAUACCGUUCGCUCGGUUAGCCGAACGGGCAUACAAG